Messenger RNA from Saprolegnia diclina VS20, 1122 nucleotides. RefSeq lists its product as hypothetical. The transcript has a single exon. The record is from RefSeq and is a predicted model, not a curated record. Lineage: Eukaryota; Oomycota; Saprolegniomycetes; Saprolegniales; Saprolegniaceae. Bases 1 to 1122 code for a protein of 373 amino acids.
AUGCCCCCUUGCCAACAGCUCAACUCGACAUCAAUUCUCACUUUUCAAUUUGCACUCGACCUCAUGCGAGCGAUCUUGAGCUUCCUUGCGACGACGAUCGCGUCGGUCGCAGCCAUGGGCGCCUGCUACGACACGUACGACUUCAAGAACAUCGACCACCACUUCGACGUGAUGCGCCAGCGCUUCUCGACCGUCCGGACCUUCCAGACGUACAUCUACAGCGACAGCCGCAACGUGAUUGACGCUGCGAGCGACCACGGUCUCGGUAUCUACGCCGGGAUUUGGAUCCGCGGCUCCGACUACGACAAGGACGUCCAGGCCGUCAUCGACGGCUACAAGCGCCACCCGAACGCGGUCAAGGCCGUCUUUGUGGGCAACGAAGACAUUGACAACGGCUGGAGCCAGUGGCAGGUCAUCGACAAGGUCAACGAUGUCCGCAACCGGCUCCGGGCGGCGGGCGUCAACGUCCGCGUCGGGUCGGUGCAGACCGACGGCGCCUGGCUCGGCGCCCAGGACCUCUACAACGCGUGUGAUAUCGUUGGUGUCAACAUUUACGAGUUCUUUGGCGGCUCGCUUGCGGACCGGUGGAACGCCAUGGUCAAGAAGUACGGCAAAAGCAAGCUCAUGAUCACGGAGACCGGGUGGCCGUUUGGUGGCGGCAACUACGGCAGUCAAGUCGCGUCGUUCGACAACGCCGUCAACUACUUCAACAAGGUGCGUUCGUGGGUGAGCGCGGGCAACGGCGGCGAAGACGUCAUGUACUUUAUGUUCCACGACAACCCGGGCAAGUGGCCCGACUACGAAAAGCAGUUUGGUCUCGCGAAUUCGAACGCGCAGUGGAAGUUUGACUUUGGCACCGCGCCCAAGCCGACGCAACCGCCGCCGCCGCCGGCUCAAGGAUCGUGCUCGGCGCCCGAGUGGAACACCGACUACCCUGGCAACGACCUCUUCAGCUUUGGCAUUUCGGGCGACAUGGCCUCUCUCAUUACGCAGUGCUGCGCCAAGUGCCUCGCGACGUCCAACUGCGGCGGGUACUCGAUCUUUGAGAACCGGUGCUACAUCAAGUCGGCGAUGAAUGGCCAGAAGGGCGUCAACGGUGUCACGUCCGCGCGCCGUCAAUAG